Messenger RNA from Saccostrea cuccullata (small rock oyster), 15134 nucleotides. RefSeq lists its product as uncharacterized. NCBI's taxonomy places the organism in Eukaryota, Metazoa, Mollusca, Bivalvia, Ostreida, Ostreidae. The transcript is spliced from 34 exons. Gene Ontology annotation, cellular component: zeta DNA polymerase complex; nucleus. Bases 129 to 13358 code for a protein of 4409 amino acids. Gene Ontology annotation, molecular function: DNA-directed DNA polymerase activity; nucleotide binding; DNA binding. The record is from RefSeq and is a predicted model, not a curated record. Gene Ontology annotation, biological process: error-prone translesion synthesis; double-strand break repair via homologous recombination.
CAAGAGGGCGUCGAGGAGAAAUACAGAAAGCAGAUCGAUUAUUGCAGCAACUAUUUCUUCCAUCUGAAUUUGCUGAUGAAGAGUGUCUUGAAGAUGAGUCUUGAGGAGUGAAUGAGAACUAACCCAGAAUGUUCUCGAUCCGAAUCGUAACGACAGACCAUUACCAGGGGUCCCCCAUACCAGGACUUGACGUCCAGUAUGCGGACUUCAGGGCCUCCGUUGUUAAGAAAGUUCCUGUGAUUAGAGUGUAUGGCUCAACAGCUCAAGGUCAGAAGACGUGCAUGCAUGUGCAUGGGGUGUUUCCGUACCUGUAUGUACCUUACGAUGGGACGCAGCCAUGGGAUCGAUACUUACGACUGUUUGCCAACAGCCUGGAUAAAGCCAUCAAUGUAGCCCAGGGAAAUGCCUCCUCAGAAAUACAGCACGUGUACAAAAUCACUCUAGUGUCUGGAAUUCCUAUGUACGGGUUCCAUGAAAAAGAACAACAGUUUCUGAAGAUUUACUUUUACAAUCCCAACAUCAUUAGAAGGGCUGCAGACUUAUUACUAGGGGGAGCUGUGUUAAACAAAGGAUUUCAGCCCCACGAGUCACAUAUACCCUACACAUUACAAAUGUUUAUAGACUACAAUCUUUAUGGAAUGAAUAUGUUGAACGUGGCAGCUGUCAAAUUCAGGAGAAGGAACCAGGACGAAAAUGCAAAUCCUGAAGUUUGUGUGGAGAACCGUGGGCCUGACCUGUCUUCCCCUUCUUCACUUGAUGGAUCACUCCAGGACUGGCUUAGUAACGCCUCCUUACAGUCCCAGCCAAUCUGGAACCAGGACACAAUCACAAGUGACCUGUACUUGGGGAAUGAGGUGGUCAGACAGAGUACAUGUGAACUUGAGGUAGACGUGGUGGCCGCUGACAUCAUUAACAGACUGGAAGUGGACGCAAACGUUGGAAACAAUCCUGGUCUGGCCGCUCUGUGGGAAGAUGAGAGACAAAGAAAACGAAACCAGGGUCAGUCAUCCCAGAUCACUCCUCCAGCCUCACAGGAUCGAGGGUCAGUGGAGAUCAGUGAGAGUGACCAGGCUCUUUCUGACCGCUUCAGGGAAAUUGUUCUCAGUCAGCUUCCUUAUGUUGACAGCCAACCGGAUUCCAUGUCUGAGUCCUCUCAGGAGGAAGCUCCGCCCACUCAGUCUGCCUCCAGUGUGGACUUCCAUUCCUCCCAGCAGGAAGAAGACUUUGAGGCCUCCCAGAGCACUGUUAUACUGGAUGAGGAAGAGGAAGAAGGAAGAACUGCCAUUGUCAACAUGGACUCUAUACAGAGAAUUGUGUCUAUGAGUCAGAGCUUCUCAGCCACACCUCUGUCACAGCAGUCAGAUGAGCCCCAGGAUCGGUCCCUGGCAGCAUUACUGGCGUCUCUGGCGGAGGAUGGUUCUCCCCCAGCGUCUCAGGCGGCCGCUGGUCAGGUGACUAUUCUAGAGGAGAAGGACAGCAUCCUGCUGGAGGCCCCUGUCGUCCCCGACGAUGAGACGGCGGAGAAAGACGAAGCCGAGACCCUGGAGAUGUCACAGAUUGUCUGGGAGGACGGCAGUCAGGGAAACGAUGGGAGUCAGGGCAACGAGGCCAAGGAAAAUAAAGGAGAGGAGUUGAACUUUGACCUGGAGGGCCUUGACACGACAUGGAACGACUCCCAGGCUGUUGCCGUUAGUGAUGAGGAGGAGGAUCUAAAGAUUCCCCAGUAUGAUGGGGCCAACGAUGAAAAACCACCGACAGCUAAAAAAAGCAAGAAGAAGAGACUUGGAGCCACAGGUCCAGUGAUAUCAGGGUUUGACAAAUCCUCGGCUCCCAGGCAGGCUCAGCAGACCACCUCCUUUGUUCCUGGCUACAACAACCCGACCCAGAACAUGUACAGACCUAACGAUAAUCAGUUCUCUAAUGGCAACCAGUACCCCUACCAAGGUCAAGGUUAUGGCAUGGAUUAUGGGAAUUACAACUACAACAAUAUGUGGAAUCAGCAGUCUACCUAUAGUGGUGGUAAUCCCACACCAGAUUAUGGAGGGCAGGGCUGGGAUCAGCAGAUGAACUGGAACAUGAUGAACUCCCCGAAUGGGAAUACUCAGCAAUCCCACCUUCAGCUAGGUCAAGGACAAGGAUUGGCCUUACCUCAAGGUCACCAACAGCAGGGAGGUUAUGGGCCGACCUCUCCUCAAGGUCGCUCACAACAGGGACUAACUUCAUCUCAAGGGCAGCCACAACAAGGAGUGCCAACACUUUCAUCUUCUCACAACAUGCAGACUUCACCGGGAAUACAGGCAACACAGGGCGGUGUGCAUUCACCUCAUGGGAUUCAGUCACCACAAGGAAUUCAGUCACCGCAUGGGAUUCAGUCACCGCAUGGUUUACAUUCACCGCAUGGCUUACAAUCACCACAUCGCUUACAGCAUGGAAAUUCCCAGGAGAAUUUAUCAUCCCCACACAGUUUACAGCUGGGAAAUUCUCAAAGAACUCUGCAGUCACCACAAAAUAUACAACCUGGAAACUCUCGUGAAAAUUUACAAUCGCCACAUAAUUUACUGCCUGGAAAUUCUCAAGGCAGUUUACAGUCACCACAGAGUUUUCAGCAAGUAAAUUCCCAGGGAAGUUUACAGUCACCUCAUGGUUUUCAGCUUGGAAAUUCCCGGGAUAGUUUACAUUCAUCCCAUGGAAGUGUUAAUUCUCUCUCUCCGAAUAUCAAUGCUUCUCUCAAUCCUCAGAACAUGAGUCAAGGUCAGAGCUUCCAACCCCCAGUCAUGGAGUCCAGAGAUUCCUUCAGUGCUCUUAUGAAUGACGAAACUUUAUCCAAUAAUCUGUGGAACUUCUCUGAGUUCGGAGGAUUGAGUGAUUCUGAUGGCACACUUUCUCAGGGUAGUGGUGGUAAUGGACAACUAUCACAAAAAUCAACUGACCAGAUGUUUUAUUCUCCGAGUCAGCCAAACUUCAGUACUCAAGGGGGGCCUGACCUGAAUUCUUCACAAGGACAGCUGAGUCAGUUCUCUCCAAACCAGCAGGGUAUGACCUCCACUCCAAUGGGGGUGUCUCAAAAUAGCCAAAUAAACAUGAAUGUCCAGGGUGGAAAUCAACCUUUGGGAGUUCACUAUAGUCAACCUGGCAACCAAAUUUUCCAAAGUUCUCAGGGAGGGGCCUCUCAAGGGAAUUACCCAGAAUUCAGUGGGUUUUCUCAGCAAGGAGGAUUCUCUCAGCCAGUUGACCCAAACAAUUGUUCUAGUUCCCAUUCAACAUAUCAUUCACAAACUAGUCCAAUGAAUAGCUCUACACAAUCUCAAAGCAGCGUGUUAUCAAACAGAAAUUUCAGUGCUCAAAGUGAUUUCACUUCAGUGAAGAAUGUGAGUUCUGUUUCUAAUAGUGCCAAUAGACUCCCUGGUAAUCAAAGACAUGUAGGGGGUGAAAGUAGUGAUCUCAGUCAGACACAGUACGCAUCGUCAGGUGGGAGUGGAGCAUACAAUGGGGCCCCCAGCGGGGUGCAGCCAAACAUGAAUACCUCUAGUGGUUCAUUAUCUGUGACAUCACAGUUUCCAAGAUCUCACCCAGAUUAUUCAACAGGAUCAAUUCCUCAGUAUUUGCCAAAAUUACAGGGCAGUGAAAGUUCUCAGAAUUCAUAUUCAUCACAUUCAUACCCGGGAUCUCAAUCUAACGGCCAGUUCAUUGAUUCUCAGAACAGCUUUAACAGUACUAACUGGAGUGAAUCUGUGACUCAUUAUAAUAAUCACCCCAAUGUUGGCUUCAGCAAUACUUCUGAGGGUAAUUCUCCUAAAACUCCUAAAAGAAGAGGUCCAAAGAAAAAAUCGGAGGACAGCUCUGCAGGAAGCAAUACAAAGAAAAAGCCUGGUAGAAAAUCUUCGCCAAAAUCUGUGAUUAGUUCUGCCACUGUGAAAAAGGAAUCCAGUGGGGGGAGCUCACUAGGAAGUGUGUUAGAGAGGUCAACCUCAUUCCAGCCCCGGGGUCCCAUCCCUGGGGGCGGGAAUCUCCUGGAGAAACUCCUCAUGACAAACGAAAGUGACAACAUAAAGUCUGAACCCGGAUCUAAGGCUCCAAGUACUCCCUCCAAAAACUUGUCCUCAAAAUCAGCAUUCCAUUCCUCUGGUGACACAAACAUUCUGAAACUUUCUGUUGGUAGUUCAGUGCAGCAGACUACAGCUGUUGCCAAAAUUUCACCUCCAGAAACAAAUUUUAUCCAUCCAACACCAAAAGGAGUUUAUAAUUCAUCUUUACCCUCAUCUAGCCAGGCUGCAGGCCAACCACAGAUGGCAAAUUCUAGCUUAACACAUUAUUUAUCUCCGUUUAGAGAGAAAACUCCAGAGAGUGAUAAAUGGCCACAGAGAGGGACAUUAAAUCCUCAAGGUUCACUCUUCAGUCUGCAGGACUUGGUGACAAACGUUUCCCAGAAGACUCAGUUUGGUCAUGACGUCCGUCAGAUCGCGACCGACGGCAAACCAUACUCAUGCUCAGAAGCUGAACUUCAGAGUUACAUUCAAAAGAAUAUUGGUUUAUUGGAGUCUCCAGACACAGAGGGUGAUGUAGAGAGGACUAAUGAGAGUGAAAUCCCCAUCAGAAAACCCACAAAUGUGUCUGAACUCAUCAGGAGUAAAGUGGAAACAGAGUCCCGGAAAAAGAAUUCAUUGUCUGCAAAAGAAACUCCACCCAGGAGAUUUUCCACCCCUAGUGUUGGUGGAUAUACUCCAAUGCCUGGCAUGGUCACUCCUGGCAGAGAAAGAACUUUGUCAUUGUCUGACUCCAUCAGUCACCAUUCCAUGCCUUAUGUUGAAUGUUCAGGCAGAUCCAUGUCGAAUACUGCUAGUCACGUUCCUACCCCUGGUGCUGAGGUGAUGAUCAGUAACAGACCUUCAUUGUCGAGUGUCCCAGGUAACUGCCCUGUUGUUAACUCGGAUGGAGUGAGCAGAGACAGGGCUUUGUCUAUGUCUAGUAAUCCAGUGGCCGCUCCUGUCUCAAACGCAGAGUUCUCAGCUCGAGCGAGAACAAUGUCUACCUCAAGUUCCAGUAGCAAUAGGACAGAGUUCACAAAGUCCCUGAAGCAGAAGUCAGUCAACAGGCCUUCCUUGGUGCGAUCCUUCAGCACACCCGCUCCUCAGAAAGUUGUGGAGGCUGUGAAGAGAAAGCGAGGCCGACCUCGGAAGAUACCAGUCCCUGCUAUUCCACUACAGCCCUCUAAGUAUACCUACUCCUUCACUGUCCCAGCCCCGGUCUACAAGAAAGUUAAUUACAUUCAGCUGAAACACCGUCCACCCAGGGAAGGAGUUAAGAUUGUUCGUAUGCAUCCUAUGGAUGCCCGUAGAUACAGUUUGUUGAAAAUUGGAAGGGAAGUGGUAAAACUGAAGAAGCUUUCAGACAAGGAAUUGGAAAAAGUGAAACCCACUGAACAAAGUAAAGUAAAGUCUAAGGUCCUUAAAAAGCCUCUUCAAAGGAGAAACACUGUGCCUACUGUGGAUAGGAGUAAGAAAUACCCAAGUUAUGAAGAACUGAGAGUAGAAGUGGCCAAGUCAAAAGGAGCCACAAAACUGGUGGCUGAAAGAGAAAGAACUUUCUCAGAUCUUUGGUGUGUAGAUGACAAGACUUAUGGGCCCCAACCCAUACAAAAAAUCACCCUGGCUUCCAUCAUUGACAAGGCCUUCAGCUCUCUGUCGUCUGAGGAGGACUAUCAACCCAUGACCACAGGCUGCGAGGAAGAGGAACUGAAAGUAGGACAGGAACCAGAUCAGCCGAGUCCAAGCAUCAUCCAGACACAGGGUGGGAGAGAGGAUCAGCCCAAACAGAAGGGAGGGAUGUAUCAGGACCAGUUCUUUAAAUACCUCCAGCAGGCCACUGACAUGCCAGUACCUGUGGACGAGAAGUACAGGAAGAACGGACAUGGACCCAGUCAGCUAAAAGUCUCUGUGAGUAAAGCUGCACGAAAGAAAAAGCUGCUAAAGCUUCAUAAAAAGCUCCCCCUGGUGAUUGAUCCAGAUAAGGAGGAGUUACCUGAUCCUGUUCUAAAGGAUGUGAGCCUGACAGAAGCCUCGGAUGGUUCGAACACUCCGGUUCAAUCCCGGACACCGAUCACUGGUAGAAGUCCCAUAAGGCCUCAGCCACCGGGAGAGACCUACAGGCUGUUUGAUUCCGACGUCCUCGAUCCGCGAAUCAAGAGCAGCUCCGAGGACACAGACACCUCCACAUCAGAGAGAGAGGAUUGUCAGAAAGAUCCAGAUAACGAUUCAGAGAGAGAAGAGGUGGAUAAUCAGAAAAAUCCAGAGGAUGUGAAUAUUCAGAAAGAUUUAGAUAACUUGAAAGAUUCAGGAAAAGAGGAGAUGGACAGUCAGUUAGAUCUAGAAGAGAUGGAUUCUCAGAAAGAUCCAGAUGAAGAUUUAGACAAGGAAGGAGAGCUGAGUGGUUACUGUGGAAAUAAUGAAGUGGAAACGUUCCAGGUGAAGGUAUGUGCCUCACCACAAACAAACAUCAUAGACUUAACAGAAUCUCAGUCCUCAUCAGAUUCCCAGCUGUCUGUCCAGGCAGCAGCAGAAAUGGAGGACAAAACUGAUAGUGGGAAAUGUUCAGAGCAGUCAUCAACAUUGCACAAAAAGUCAGAUUCAAUGCCAGAUCUUUCUAGUGAUAGAAAAAAUGAAAGUCAAUCAACUUUAUCACAGAAAAAUGUGGGAAAUGCAGAAGAUUCCUCCUUGGUGGACUUGAAUGAAGCUAAUCCUAGUGAAAACAGGCAGACUGAUACAGCAAAAGACAGUCUUAAUUUUUCUUUUGUUGAGAAUAAGGAAACAAAUGAGAAAUGUGAUCAGUCUCCUCCUCAGGAUUUAACUGUGGAGAAAAACCCUACAGCUCAGAAUUCAAAUGAGAAAUGUGUUCACUCUCCCUCACAAGAUUUAACUGUGGAGAAAAAUCCUACAGCUCAAAAAACGAAUGAUAAAGGUUUCCAAUCUCUGUCACUGGAAUCAAGUGUGGAAAAUAACCCAACAGCUCAGAAAACGAAUGAGAAAUGUGUUCAGUCUCCCUCACAGGAAUCCAGUGCGGAAAGUGGUCCCCCAAGUAACAAGAGCUCAGACCUAGAAAAUAUGCUGCCUGCUUCGGACAACAAAAGACUCCCUGAGUCAGAGGACAGCAGAAAAACCUCACAAUUUGAAGGUCAUAUGACAAGGUCAAGGUCUUCUAGUGACAGUAGCUGCAGAAAGCAAGCAAAGGUGGAAAAAUCAAAAAACAAGAAAUUGAGUGAGUCUGAUAAUGAAAAAACGAGGAAAUCUGUUCGAAUUGACCGUAGAGAAAGAAAGAGGAAACAGGAAAUACCAGGUGUGGAUUACUUAGUAACAGGAAAGUUCAAAGGUCAUAAAAAAAUGACAGUUCAGCUAAAAAAAUUAAAUAUAUCAAAUGGAACUGUAGUCAAAUUAUCUCAAGAUUUCUCAUUUAACUCACUCUUUCAGAAAAAUGGAUUAAGUCAGAACAAAACUGUUCAAGCGCCAGAGAUGGCCGCUCAUGAAUUGUUUUGUGACAAUAUCUUCGAAAAAUUUAAAUCCUUACAAGACUCAAAAUUUUUUGGAAAUAUAGUUUCUGAUGAUUCAUCCAAAGAUUCCACUUAUUUUCAGCCGAGAAAAAGCCGCUUGUCCCUGUUAAGAAGAAGCCGACCAAACGAUGACGUGAUCGAGAUAAGCAGCUCGGAGGACGAGGGGGAAACGCCUGGUCUAGAUCUACAGCCCGUGAUAAACAGUGACUGGACGUCUCAUGAUUCUGUGAUAUUUAUAGACAAUGAUAUUGACGAUAAUGAUGAUGAUAAUGAUGAAAUGGACGAUGGGAAAGACAGUUGUGAAGAAAACUCUGUAAACAGCAGGCCAGCCAAAACUACUACUAAAUAUGUCAAGAAGAAGAAAAAGUUAAGCAAGAGUCGUAAAAUUCAUACAGCCUUUAACGGAGCGAGUUACAGGGCCAGGAAGAGACGAUCUCGAUCUCACUCAGGUAAACUGAUGACGAGUCUGUCUGUGCUGCAUCAGGCCACCCUGGCUAAUCUGAUGGACGUGGCUCCAUCUUACUGCGACGCGACUGAUGACUACAGAACUAAGUAUGACGACGCCCUGUAUACUAUGUCUCUUUAUUCACCCCCACCCCCCGAGGAACUAGAAAAGUCCCCUCCCCGACCCUACAGCCCGACAGAUCUCGGAGACAUUGAUUCCUCACCAGAGAAAACUAACGUGUUUAAUGAUCUACACCAAGCUUUGAUGUCUGAUGAGGAGAGCAGGUCACCAGUUUAUUCACCAAUCAAGUCAUCACAGUUGGUGAGUGUUAAUGUAUCCCCUGUAAAGAAAGUCUCCUCUCUGAGUUUAAGUGACUUGGACUUAAGCAAUCAAAUUGUUGAAGAAAGAACAGAAAAUGAAUGCUGUUUUAACAAGGCAGAUGAGCUUAAAAGAGAUGCAGAGGAAGUAAAGGACAGAGAUGUUCAAGUUCAAAAUGUGGAAUUCAGAAAGAAACAGAAUGAGGGGUCAUCUCAGGAGCUUUGUGUUAAUGCUGACCGUAUUUCAUUGAAAUCCUCAUCCCAGACAGAUUUACAGACCAGAACUAAUGAGGAUCAAUGUAAGGGUUUUAUUCCAGAGAAAUUAACAACAGAACUGGUAUUCAAUGUGACAAAUAAAGGUACAUAUCCCAGAGGAUCUAAAAUUGGACCUUUACAUUUCAAACGUAAGGCAGUUGUGAAGUUACAGCCUUUAACAGAGCGAGAGAUAAAGCGGUACUGCUUUAGGACCAUCUGCUCUGGGAAGGAGAAUGUCCCUGUGGUCAGUGACAACGAGAGCUUCUCCCCCCCAGACCUGGGCCCCCCAAUCAUUCAAAAGUACGGGAAAUAUACCAAGGAGGAUUCCAAAAGUCCACCCAACCUUGUCAGAAACGACCAAUUUAUGGAUUCCGAAGAAAGUGGAACUCCUGAUUUGCUGGAAGUUCGUGAAUCAGAACAGAAUGAAGAGAGAAUGCCAGUAGUUAAUGGAUCAGAAAUCAUCAUGUCCAUGGCUAACCACAGAACAAUGAAAGGGACCGAAGAGAAAAGUCUGCCAAAGCCAGGGACCGGGGAAACUCAGGUGGAGGAUCAGUCUAGUAUCGACCGAGGUACCCAGCAACCGGACGGGUGUCAUAGAAACCAGGAGAAGAUAACCAGGAAAAGGAGACCAUCUCCUCCACAGGGGCACGGACAGAAAAUGUUCCGAUCGUUGUCACCGCCCAGGAGGAGAGUCCUGAGACCAAGGGAAGCCCCGCCCACUAGACUGAGGGUGGAGGAGACGGCAGGGCAGUACGGACUUCACACCGUCAUUCACCAGGAGGCCUUCUGUAGCAACGCUGAUGACGUACCCGAAAAACCAAGGGAGGUGGGUGGGAGAAUCCUAACUCUACAGUCCAAUAGGAUGACAGGGUUGAUGGAAUACUUGGGCACGGUGGCCUGUGAGGGACUGUCCACAAUCAGACAAAUCCUGGCCGCCACUGACCGCAUCAUGCCCUCACAGUCAGACAAUCAAACCCUCAUGGACUCUAUCACAAGAGACCACACCCUGCGAUGCUCGGUGCUCGGUGACCGACUGGUUACCAUGGUACCCUGUAAACAGGCCCCAUCCCCGGCCCGCGUGAGAUCCUGGUUAGAGAAGAAAGAACUAUACAGGCAACAGAAGACGAAGGAAAAGUCUGGGAAAAGUCAGGAGAGUGACUCCCGAGAGAAAGGAAAAGAAUGCAGUGAUUCACAGGAAAAUGGGAAAUCUGUGGAAUUUACUAAGAUAGUGACACUAACCCCACAUCAGCAGAAAGUGGAGGAUUUAGGUAUAAACAUUAAUGAAACUCCAAAACAAAGGUUUCUUACCAGAGAAGUUAGCUUUAAUGAGACAACUGAAAUAUUUCAUGUUGAUGAUGACAGUUUUUCCCCAGUGAAACAUAAUGGUGAAACAAGUAUGUGUUUAGAAAGUACACCACCAGCUUGUCAAGAGAGGGAAUCGGACUCAGUGUUUAAAUCCCCGGACUCUGACGAUGAGGAUAUAAUCAGUCCCUCCCCUCCCCAGCAGGCCAUGUCCUCAUUCAGAAGACGAGCGGACGUCAUCAGCCCCUCCCCACCCAAAACAACGAUAAGAUCAAUAAGGAAGGACUCUCAACAGCUGGGAAAAUCCCUGACAUCCAGAAUGAGGCUUAGCCAGAUGUCGUCUGCAACACUCCCAAAAAAGCAGUCAUGUGACUUAGUACGGAGAAAUUUGAUUGGCUCCUCACAUAGCACCCCAGUAUCUUCACGGGAUCAAAAAUCUCUGAUAGAGGGAAUCGAUGUGACUCCAAUCUCUGGCAAUGUAGAUGCAGACAAGAAAGUUAGAUUAAGUGAAGAGACUUCUGGAGAAUUUCAGACCCCACGUAGAGUAACAUUACCCAGGAAACAGUCGGUAGAAAAAGGAGAUCCUAGACGAUCACUGAUGUCCUCAGCUGAAAUGAGGGAUAUGGCUACCCCCACAAACUCUAAAGGGAAUGUGUCUCAGAUCGAUGGCCCCACCCCAAAGAACUCGUUUGGAUUUAAAGUCAGUCAGCACAACUUCCAAGAUGCAAAAGCACUUCACGAGGUACAGAACCUGACAGUGAUGAGUCUGGAGCUACACGCAGAGACGCGACGUGACCUGAUGCCUGACCCCGAGAUUGACCCCAUCCUCGCCGUCUUCUACAACAUUUUCAAUGACGUGUCUGCGGAGGACAAAAAGUGUGACAUCACCGGGGUCAUUCUGGUGGACAGGAAGUCCAAGGAAAGCCAGGAAGCCGCGAAAAAUAGUAAGAAAUCAACCGUCACCCAACCCACAUCUCCACAGCCCUCCACGUCGCAUGACACAGGGUCAAAGGUCAGGUCAUCCGAUCAACCUUCAACCUCCUACCAGCGAGCCCCCUCCCCACAACCCUCCACAUCAAGUCACCCUGCUCCGUCACAGAAAGGGAAAAGGUCAAGGUCACGAAGCCCCUCCCCCAAACCAGUGCGAAAGAUCCCCAAGGCGUCGGAGAUAGAAGACACAGUGCUGCAGAAAUCCGGGGUGAAUGAAGACUUAGAAGUCACUUACGUGGAAAAUGAAGAGGAACUGUUUCAAGAAGUCCUCAAGUUGUUCUCCAAGUGGGACCCUGAUAUUCUGGUCGGGUUUGAGAUUCAGAAGUUGUCCUGGGGUUACCUGUUACAGCGAGCCUCACAUCUCAGUGUUAACCUGUGUGCUCAGAUGUCAAGGAUACCAGAUGAGAAGAAGAAGAGCAGUUUUAAGGCGGAGAGUGAUGAAUGGGGAGCGGACCACUCCUCUGAGAUCCACCUCGCUGGACGUAUCAUCCUGAAUCUGUGGAGGAUCCUAAGACAUGAGGUGACGCUGAACAUUUACACAUUUGAGAAUAUAGCCCACCAUGUGAUUCACAAGAGGGUGCCCCAUUACAGCUUCCAGACCCUCAACUCCUGGUUCAAACACAGAACACAUCUGUACAGGUGGCGCUUCAUCAGGUACUACUUAAUUCGAGUACAGAGUAACUUAAAAAUCAUAGACCAGCUGGACUUGAUUGGGAGGACGAGUGAGUUUGCUCGAGUAUUCGGGAUCGAGUUUUACCAUGUUCUCUCCAGAGGCUCACAGUACCGUGUGGAGUCUAUGAUGUUGAGGUUAGCCAAACCUAUGAAUUUUAUUCCGGCCUCCCCCAGCGUUCAGCAGAGAGCCCGUAUGAGGGCCCCCGAGUGUAUCCCCCUGACCCUGGAGCCCGAGUCUCGUUUCUAUGCCAACCCUGUAGUUGUCCUUGACUUCCAGUCCCUGUAUCCCUCCAUUAUGAUUGCGUACAACUACUGCUUCUCCACCUGUGUGGGCAGACUGGACUUCCUGGAGUCAGCCCAUGAGGGCCCAAUAGAGUUUGGAUGUACUCAUCUGCGUAUCUCUCCUAAAACCCUUAAUAGAAUAAAGAAUGACGUAACUGUGUCUCCCAAUGGAGUUGUGUUUGUUAAGGAGCAUGUCAGAAAAGGGAUCAUCUCCAAAAUGGUUGAAGAGAUUCUGAACACUCGUAUUAUGGUGAAGAAAUCGAUGAAGGAGCAUAAAGAUGAUAAAGGAUUGUAUCGCCUUCUGGACGCUCGACAAAUGGGACUCAAACUCAUUGCCAACGUUACAUAUGGUUACACAGGGGCUAACUUCUCAGGGAGAAUGCCAUGUAUUGAGGUUGGGGACAGCAUUGUGAGGAAGGCUCGAGAGACCCUGGAACGAGCGAUCCGAUUGGUGGAGGAUAGGCCGGAGUGGGGGGCGCGAGUUGUCUAUGGUGACACGGACAGUAUGUUUAUUGAGAUGAAGGGUAAAAGUAAAGAAGAGGCCUUCACCAUUGGACAUGAAAUCUGUGAUGCUGUAACAGCUAUGAACCCGAAGCCAAUCAAACUGAAGUUUGAAAAGGUAUAUUACCCGUGUGUCUUACAAACAAAGAAGCGAUACGUGGGUUACAGUUACGAGACCGUGGACCAGAAGGAACCCGUGUUUGACGCCAAGGGUAUCGAGACAGUCCGACGAGACUCGUGUUCAGCCGUAUCCAAGAUUCUGGAGCGUUCUAUUAAGAUUCUGUUUGGAUGUAAGGAUGUAUCUAAAGUGAAGGACUAUGUAUUACGUCAGUGCCAGAAGUUCAUGGAAGGAAAAGUCAGCAUGCAGGACUGUAUAUUUGCCAAGGAGUACCGCGGAAUGAAGGGUUAUAAACCUGGAGCUUGUGUACCGGCCCUGGAGAUUGCCAAGAAGUUACUGAGACACGACAGACGAGCGGAGCCGCGUACCGGGGAGCGAGUUCCGUACGUAAUUAUUUACGGCAGUCCAGGACUUCCGCUGAUACAGUUAGUACGACAGCCACACGAGGUCCUCGCUGACCCGUCCCUGAGACUGAAUGCCACGUAUUACAUCACCAAACAGAUCCUGCCACCACUAGACCGACUCUUCUCUCUCAUCGGGGUCGACGUCUUCUCAUGGUAUAAUGACAUGCCAAAAGUUGUGCGAGUCGUGCCGUCUGCUCUCCUUGCUCCUGACCAGAAGAAGGGAACUAUUUCUCAGUACUUCUCAGCCACCAAUUGUCCUGUGUGUGACAGACAGACCAAUCAGGCGAUCUGUAACAGCUGUAUUAAGGACCCUCAGAAUGUUUGUGUCACCCUCUGUGAUAGGAUCAGGAAAUGGGAGAAGGUCUACUCUGACCUGGUCAAGGUGUGUAAUACUUGUAUGGGAGCUCAGGAUGAGAAUCAGCCAUGCGUAUCGCUGGACUGUCCAAUCAUGUUCCGUCGUGUUCUAGCGAAACAAGAUGUGCAGAAAGGGACACAACUCCGAGAGGUUGUCAACAAAGCAUUGGAUUUUUGAUUUUGACUGCCACUUGAGUUACUUUUUUGGAUGAGAUGUAACUAAUACUUGACAUGUACAGUAAAAACUGGACUAUGUACAAUAAUACUGGAUUUGUGUUCAGUAAAUACUGGACUUGUGUACAGUAAAUACAGUACAUAUUGGACUAUGUACAAUAAUACUGGACUUGUGUACAAUUAAAACUGGACUAUGUACAAUAAUACUGGACUUGUGUUCAGUAAAUACUGGACUUGUGUACAGUAAAUACAGUACAUAUUGGACUAUGUACAAUAAUACUGGACUUGUGUACAAUUAAAACUGGACUAUGUACAAUAAUACUGGACUUGUGUUCAGUAAAUACUGGACUAUGUACAGUAAAAAUACUGGACUAUGUACAAUAAUACUGGACUUGUGUAGGGUAAAAUUAAAUAGUGGACUAUCUACAAUUAAUACUCAACCAUGUACAGAAAUAAUGGACUGAUGAAAAGUAAAGCCAGGACAAGUGUAAUUCUGAACAAAAGUACAAUACACCAUGUAUACUGGGACUGGUCACUGAUGUUUGAUGAAUAAUUGACUAAGUGCAUGGUGCAUGUACUAUGGAAUAGUUAAUUGAGUAGUGUACAAUAAAUACCAGACUUGCAUACUGGAUUAAUAUAUUUGGCCAGUAUCAUUCUAUAAUCCUUGUUAAUUUUUUGGAUGAUUUCUAGUGAACGUGUAAGUGUGAAAAAAAGUCCUGAAGAAAUUUUACUUCAUCUGAACACAGUACUUCCUGUUUAAUGGUCCAGCUGAUAAGCCUGUGCCUUAAGAUUUAAUGAUGAUAGGUUAGAGGCCGUAUCAUACAUUCAACUGACUGCUCUCAUACUCGUAUCAUGCUGUCAUUUCAUCAAUGAUGACUAACUUUUGUUUCAUUAUACACGUAAAUCAUCAUUGAUUUUAAGUUCUUUUCAGAACUAGUAGCAUUCCAGUAUUUUUUUUUUCUCUCCAGAUUCAUAAAUACCUCUGGCUAUGGAAAAUUGUGCCUCAUUUUUGUUUAAAGAUUGUCUAAAAAUGAACAGGUGAUGUCACUGAAAUGGUCAAAUUGUUACAGUCUUUAAUGAGUCUUAGACAUGUUAGGUGAUAUUGAUGUUUAUAAUCAAAACGGUUUUCACAUCUCUUGCAUUGUGAACGAAUUUUCCCCUUGCUCAACAUUUUCCAUCAUAACAUGAUGUAUUUUCUUCCCACUGUUCAGUUUGGAGUGGUAGAGAACUCUUUCAGUAUAGUGCUAUGAAUUUUGGCAUUUUGUGUAUUUACUUGCUCAAGCCAUCCGUGUACCAUUUUGUUGCCAUGGUUCUGGUCUCCAUGACGAUUGACUGUGAUAUCUAUGCAGCUAUUAGGUUAAUCUUGUAUAUAUAGAAAUUGUAGGUGCUUAUUGUACAUAUUGCUGAUACAUAAAUUGUAUAUUUGUGAUUGUUUUAUUAUGCCCCCACUUUAAGUUGACAGAAUUGUUAUAAUAGUAGUUUUUAAAAUGGUAUAUUUUCUUCAGGAUCUCAAAGAAAUAUAAUUUUGUAAAUGCAUGGAACUUUCAAUGACUGUAAAAUUUCUAAGUAGGAUCUUCAGCUUGAAGUCAUAUUUUAUCAAGUCUUUCUGAUAUUUUGUUUAUACAUGUAUUUUAAAUAAUGAUAGUGACUCUGUUAUGUUGCCUAUUUCAUAUGUUUAUAGACUUGUUACAUUAUAGUUUAAUAGCUAGUCUUGUUUUAAAAAUUUAAAUGAUUGAGAAUUUGUGAAUGAUUGAUAUAAUAAAUCUGCUGUAAUUUUUUA